CUGUUAGUAAAUAUGUCAGGAGUAAACAUUUAGUUAAUUGUUCUUACUAUUGUUUAAUAAUCUAAUAACCUAGUAAAAAUCUUGAAUUGUUUUUCAGUAACACAUUUCUAUAAAUCAGGAAUCAUACUUAAAAUCUGAAAUGGGUAAAAAACAUCAGAACAAACUUAGUUCUAAGGUUUCAGUACAUAACCCAGUUAAGGAAAUUCAAGGACAGGAUAAAAAGAAAAUUAAUUUUAAACUUUCCCCUCAAAAAAGGAAUGAAGUUAAUCAGUUAGUAGACAAACUCCUGAAAGUGUCAACUACAGUUCAACCAACCACAGCAACAAACAUUGCCAAAGAUUUGGAAGUUCAUUUAGAAAUUGAAAAGAUUUUAAAUAAAAUCAAUACAAUAGAAAGUGAGCUGAAACUCCCUCUACCUAAUCGCACAGUCGAGAACCAGGAAGGUCUUUUGACUUGGUUGGAAAACCACGAUGCUGAAGUUCAAGGUGUUGGCAUCACUGAGUUUCCUGGCCACGGUCUCGGGUUGGUCGCACUGCGAGAUGUAUCAGAGGGGGAAGUUAUUGUUGCUGUACCUCGGAAACUGAUGAUAACUGCAGAGUCUGUACAAGCCUCGAAACUAGGAUAUUUACUCGCAAAUGAAACAAUGCUAAAGCACAUGCCUAAUGUCGCUCUUGCAUUAUUUCUUCUCUUGGAAAGAUUCAGCAGUGAAGGCCCUUCGUUCUGGGCCCCAUACUUGAACAUGUUACCGUCCGCUUACACUACGGUCCUGUACUUCACUGCUCAAGAACUUCAGGAGCUCAAGGGGUCCCCUACACUAGAGGGUGCUUUAAAACAGUGUAGAAACAUUGCCCGGCAAUAUGCAUACUUCUACAGACUGUUUCAGAACAUGUCAGACCCUGCCAGUGAAAUAUUGAGGGAGGUUUUCACCUACGAGCAGUAUCGAUGGGCUGUAUCUACUGUCAUGACCAGACAGAACUUCAUCCCUUCAGCUGAUGGUUCAUCCAUGGUCAACGCUCUCAUCCCACUGUGGGACAUGGCCAACCACUCCAAUGGAAAGAUCUCCACAGACUACAGCUUAGGAUCUGAUCGCAGUGAGUGCCUAGCCUGGAGAGACUUCAAUGCAGGAGAGCAGGUGUUUAUCUUCUACGGAGCUCGUAGCAAUGCAGACCUUCUCGUCCACAAUGGCUUUGUGUAUCCAGACAACAUCCACGACAGUUUCCGUAUUAGACUGGGAGUUGCUAAGUCUGACCCCUUGUCAGCCCAGAGAGCCAAGGUGCUAGGUAGGCUAGGACUGCCCACAGCUGCUGACUUUGUACUACUCCGGGGAGCUCAGCCAGUGGAAGGUCAACUGCUGGCUUUCCUCAGAGUCUUCAGCAUGAACCAGGAACACUUGGACCAGUGGGUGGACAGUGAGAGAGUGUUGGAUCUGACCUACCCGGACUGUGCAUUGGAUACCCAGGUAGAAGCUAAGGCUUGGAACUUCCUAUUGGCUAGGAUCAAACUGCUGCAGAGUCUCUACCCAACUACACUUGAGGAUGAUUUGAAGAUACUGGAAGAGAAAAUGACAGAAUGUCGAAAGCUCUCAAUUCAACUACGAAUCGCUGAAAAGAAAAUGUUACAAUCCGCAAUGGAGUAUAUACAACAAAGAGACAAGCCUUAAGUCAUUGCUCAGAAUUUAGACAUCUUUGAAUGCAUUUUUAAGCUUUGAAAAUUUUUUUAUUUUACAAUCUGUUAUCGUGUAAAGUUUUCUUAUCUGGAUGAAAACCACAAACACUAAGUCUUUGCUUUAUCUACUUCAACUAGUUUAAUAUUUCCCUUUGUUGAAUUUUAAUCAGUUUGAAGAUGGUUCUGUACUGUAGCUAACUUAGAUGAGACAAGGAAAUCAAUAAUUAUUUCAAUUGAAAUUUUGUUAAUUACAUAGGCCUACUUAUUUCGUGAUUUUAUUCAUCAAUAAAAAGCUGAUCAUAAGUAUCAACUAAAUAACAAUAUUCUUUAGAACUAAUUUGUAGUCCUAUAUCAACUGAUUUAAAAAAUUACAUUUUGUAAAUUCAAUUUUUAGUAUUUAUCAACUUAAAGAUAUUUUUGUUAGUCUUUUAAAACUUACAGAUCAAACUGAAUUCUAGUCUAGUCUGUACCACCUAUUAUAUAUAUAGCUCAUUUUAUACAAAGAAUAUUCUGUUCUUUUAAUUUUGAAAAAAAUUAUUUUAUUAUUUUCUGGCAACAUUU
Molecule: messenger RNA, 2226 nt
Organism: Macrosteles quadrilineatus (aster leafhopper)
Lineage: Eukaryota; Metazoa; Arthropoda; Insecta; Hemiptera; Cicadellidae
Product: actin-histidine N-methyltransferase-like
Exons: 12
Coding region: 140-1660 (506 amino acids)
Biological process (GO): peptidyl-lysine dimethylation; peptidyl-lysine trimethylation; actin modification
Molecular function (GO): histone H3K4 methyltransferase activity; histone H3K36 methyltransferase activity; protein-L-histidine N-tele-methyltransferase activity
Source: RefSeq, a predicted model, not a curated record